AAAGUCUUCUCUCUCUUCCCUCUCUCGUUUGCCCUAACGUGAACGCCCGAGACUCUUCCCUCACCGGAGCAAAAUUCUCUUCGAUAUCUCGCGCCCUCUCUUCCAUUCUCCGUUAAAAGAUGUCUCAGGUUGACAAUAGAAAUUCCUCGGCAGCAAAACGUGCCCGGACUGAUGGUGGCCGUAGAGAAGAUGACUGGACAUGUCCCAGUUGUGGGAAUGUUAAUUUCUCCUUCAGGACAACUUGUAAUAUGCGGAACUGUACUCAGCCUAGGCCUGCUGAUCAUAACUCCAAAUCUGCUGUAAAGCCUCUGCAAGCGCCCCAAAACUACCCAGCCUCAGCUCCAUAUAUAGGUUCUGGUGCACCAUCCUCAAUGUAUAUGGGUGUACCUCCUUAUGGAUCUUCUCUCUUCAAUGGGACAUCUAUGCCACCUUAUGACGUUCCAUUUUCUGGGGGAUCUGCCUAUCAUUAUAACUAUGGCAGUCGUCUUUCUGGAGGUAGCCCAUAUCGACCAUUGCAUUUGCCCGGUCCUGCUCCUUACUCUGGUGGUUCCAUGAUUGGAAAUGGUGGGAUGUAUGGUGUGCCGCCAUUAAUGGACCGGUAUGGCUUGGGUUUACCCGUUGGUCCUGCUGCAAUGGGGCCAAGACCAGGAUUUUUUCCAGACGAAAAGUCCCAAAAAAAGGAUGGAGCACGUGAUAAUGACUGGGCAUGCCCCAAGUGUGGUAAUUUGAACUUCUCAUUCAGGACAGUUUGUAAUAUGAGGAAAUGCAACACACCAAAGCCUGGAUCCCAAGGUGCAAAGUCAGGGAAGAACGCAAAACCAGACAUGCCAGAGGGGAGCUGGAAGUGUGAGAAAUGCAACAACAUUAAUUAUCCUUUCAGGACGAAGUGUAACAGACAGAACUGUGGAGCUGAUAAGCCAUCUGAACAGAAAAAGUCGCCAUCCAAGGGAGCUGAUGAAAAUGAUCAGUGAGUACUAGGCCAUGUUUGAGGGUUGAGAAGGUCCAGAGUUGUCGUCAAGUCAAGCAUUGCUCAGUAUGGUGUCUGAAAGUCAGUCAUGUCGUCUUCCUGUUGCAGCGGUGUCGAGUUACUCUGCCUUUUUUACCGUGUCAAUUUGUUGUAUUAACUGAGAUGGAAUAUGGUUUGGUCUUUAAUGGAUCCUUGUUUAGUUGCAUCAGUGUCUGCCAGCUUAUUCUGGCAAAGCUUUUUCAGCACAGUUGUGGGUAUUCUAUAAUAGGAGUUUGUACUUCUGGUAUGUCGUCUAUUCUAAAUUGCACUUAUGCUCGCUCUACUAUCGGCAGGGUGAAAAUUUUUGCAGUC
Molecule: messenger RNA, 1318 nt
Organism: Coffea eugenioides
Lineage: Eukaryota; Viridiplantae; Streptophyta; Magnoliopsida; Gentianales; Rubiaceae
Product: ranBP2-type zinc finger protein At1g67325
Exons: 10
Coding region: 120-971 (283 amino acids)
Source: RefSeq, a predicted model, not a curated record